Molecule: messenger RNA, 3347 nt
Organism: Andrographis paniculata
Lineage: Eukaryota; Viridiplantae; Streptophyta; Magnoliopsida; Lamiales; Acanthaceae
Product: FT-interacting protein 7
Exons: 1
Coding region: 72-3083 (1003 amino acids)
Source: RefSeq, a predicted model, not a curated record
AUUACAGCUCUUGUUUAUCCGCCCACCCCUUUCCCCUCUCUCUCUCUCUCUCUCCACCAACCUUCCCUUCAAUGGCGAAACUGGUGGUGGAAGCUCUGGAAGCCACCGAUCUCAUGCCAAAAGACGGCCAUGGCAGCGCAAGUCCCUUCGUCGAAGUCGAAUUUGAGAACCAGCGCCACAGAACCUCCACAAAGCCGAAAGAUCUCAACCCUAUUUGGAACGAAAAGCUUUUCUUCAAAAUCCCCAAUCCCAGAUCUCUCCCCGACCAAACCAUCGACGUCUCCGUCUACAACGACAACCACCACGGCCACCACCGCAACUUCCUCGGCCGAGUUCGAAUUUCCGGCUCCUCCGUCCCCUCCCAGCCCGACGCCGCCGUCCACCGCUACCCCCUCGACAAACGAGGCCUCUUCUCUCACGUCAGAGGCGAAAUCGCUCUAAAAAUCUACGCCGCCCCCGCCGACCCACUCGAUUCCGACGACGACGCGCCGCCGCACUCCGAAACCGCCGCCGAUCGGAGUCACCACAAAUCGGCCGAGAAUCAUUCCCCCCCUACCGACGAUAAUGGCGGAAACGAGUAUUUCUACUUCAAGGAAAAGCCCAAGAAGAAAAAGAAGGAAAAAGAGGUUAGAACUUUCUACUCCGUCGCCUCCGGCGGCGGCCCCCCUCCCUCAGAAAAACCCCCUUUCGUCGAUUCCUCGCGGACCGAUUUCGCCCGAACCGGCGGAGCACCGACCGUAAUGCAGAUGCAAUUUCCGGCGGGGCAGAAGCCGGAGUACGGCGUCGUCGAGACGCGGCCGCCGGUUGCGGCGCGUAUGGGAUACUGGGGAAGAGACAAAACCGCGAGCACAUACGAUUUAGUAGAACAAAUGAACUUCUUAUACGUGAACGUCGUCAAAGCUCGGGAUCUUCCGGUGAUGGACAUUUCCGGCAGCCUCGAUCCUUACGUCGAAGUUAAGGUCGGAAACUACAAAGGCGUCACCAAACAUCUCGAAAAAAACCAAUACCCGAUCUGGAACAGCGUCUUCGCCUUCUCCAAGGAACGAUUACAGAGCAAUCUGAUCGAAGUCACCGUCAAAGACAAGGACAUCGGAAAAGACGACUUCGUCGGAAAAGUCGUUUUCGACGUCGCCGAAGUCCCCCAGCGCGUCCCGCCGGACAGCCCCCUGGCGCCGCAGUGGUACCGUCUGGCCAAUAAGCGCGGCGAAGGCCGGCCGGACAACGGCGAGAUCAUGCUCGCCGUCUGGAUGGGCACUCAGGCCGACGAGGCCUUCCCGGAGGCGUGGCAUUCCGACGCACACAAUGUCAGCCAGCAGAGCUUAGUCAGCACCAGAUCCAAAGUAUAUUUUUCGCCCAAAUUAUAUUACCUCCGCGCACAUAUAAUCGCGGCGCAGGAUUUAAUAUCGCCAUCCGAUAAAGGUCGAAUGCCGGAGGCGUUCGUAAAAGUGCAGCUCGGGUAUCAAAUACGCGUGACGAGGCCGUCGCCGAAGAAUAUGAAUCCCGAGUGGAAUGAGGAGUUAAUGUUUGUCGCAUCUGAGCCUUUUGACGAGUACAUUAUGAUUAGCGUGGAGGAUCGGGUUGGUUCGGGAAAGGACGAACCCAUCGGACGAAUUAUAAUUCCGGUUAGGGAAGUUCCGCAGCGCGUCGAGACGGCGAAGCUGCCGGAUCCGCGGUGGUUCCCGUUGCAAAAACCGUCGCUGGUCGAGGAAGAAGGGGAGAAGAAAAAGGAGGUGAAAUUUGCGAGCCGGAUACUUCUCCGGCUUUGUAUAGACGCCGGGUAUCAUGUGCUCGAUGAGUCGACGCAUUUUAGCAGCGAUUUGCAGCCGUCCUCGAAGCAUUUGAGGAAGCCGAGUAUCGGGAUACUCGAAGUCGGGAUUUUGAGCGCGAGGAAUCUUCUUCCGAUGAAGGGUCGCGAUGGGAAAAUGACGGAUGCGUAUUGCGUCGCAAAGUACGGGAAUAAGUGGGUUCGGACGAGGACGCUGCUCGAUACGCUGCAUCCUCGAUGGAAUGAGCAGUACACUUGGGAAGUUUACGAUCCGUGCACAGUGAUAACCGUUGGAGUGUUUGAUAAUUGCCACAUUAACGGGAAGGACGAUUCGAGGGAUCAACGAAUCGGGAAGGUUCGAAUACGGCUCUCGACGUUGGAGACGGAUCGAGUCUAUACGAACGCGUAUCCGUUGCUCGUUCUUUCCCCGUCGGGAUUGAAAAAGCACGGCGAACUCCAUUUGGCGAUACGGUUUACGUGCACGGCGUGGGCAAACAUGGUCGUGCAAUACGGGAAGCCGUUGCUACCGAAAAUGCACUACGUCCAGCCGAUAUCGGUUAGGCACAUCGACUGGUUGCGACACCAGGCGAUGCAAAUUGUGGCCGGGAAACUAUCCCGAGCCGAGCCCCCUCUCCGGAGGGAAAUCGUUGAGUAUAUGUUAGACGUCGAUUACCAUAUGUGGAGCCUUAGGCGUAGCAAAGCAAACUUCCACCGGAUAAUGUCGCUACUUUCCGGCGUAACAUACGUUUUCCGGUGGUUUGACGGGAUUUGCCAUUGGAAAAACCCACUCACGACGAUUCUGGUGCACCUCCUGUUUUUGAUACUCGUUUGCUAUCCGGAGCUCAUUUUGCCGACGAUUUUCCUCUACCUAUUCGUGAUCGGGUUGUGGAACUAUCGGUUUAGGCCGAGGCUUCCGCCCCACAUGGACGCCUGGCUCUCGCGAGCCGAAAUGACUAACCCCGACGAAUUGGACGAGGAAUUCGACACGUUCCCGACGACGCGUCCGACGGACAUUGUGAGGAUGAGAUAUGACAGGUUGCGGAGUGUCGCCGGGAGAGUUCAAACUGUGAUCGGAGAUAUGGCGACGCAGGGUGAGCGUGCGCUGUCGAUAUUGAGCUGGAGAGAUCCGCGAGCUACGGCGAUCUUCAUAAUAUUCUCGUUGAUUUGGGCCGUGUUUUUAUACGUUACGCCAUUCCAAGUUGUCGCCGUGUUAAUUGGCCUUUACGUGUUGCGCCAUCCGCGCUUUCGGGGCAAGCUGCCUUCGGUACCCGUCAAUUUCUUCAAAAGAUUGCCGGCUAGAUCGGAUUCACUUCUUUGAAACCGGAGUUGGACUGAACGAUUAUGGAUCGAAUUAAAUGCGCGACUACCGGCUGCCGGAUUAGUUAGUCAAAUUCUUCGGCUGUUAGGGUUCGAAUCGCGGCUAUUGCUAUCGGGGAUGAGGUGACUUAUGCUUUUUUUAGCGGCCAAAGCCGUCUUCUUGUCUAUAAACUCGCUAUGCGGUACUUGCUAUAUUGUUCUUCGGCUGCUGCUAAGCUUUACCUACAAUGGCUACGUUUGAAUACAAAAUAAUUUUUUAAGAUAA